This is a messenger RNA of Silurus meridionalis, 5763 nucleotides long. It is a transcript of the gene ube3c, whose product is annotated as ubiquitin protein ligase E3C. The transcript has 25 exons. The record is from RefSeq and is a predicted model, not a curated record. NCBI's taxonomy places the organism in Eukaryota, Metazoa, Chordata, Actinopteri, Siluriformes, Siluridae. Gene Ontology annotation, molecular function: ubiquitin protein ligase activity; protein binding. The coding region runs from base 176 to 3466 and encodes 1096 amino acids. Gene Ontology annotation, biological process: protein polyubiquitination; ubiquitin-dependent protein catabolic process.
GUGGGCGUGGCCACGGCUCUGUUGUGCUUCUGAAAGCUACAGCUGAGGAGGGAAGCAGAGCGGCGCAGUUUUUGUUUCGGUUUCUCGGAUAUUUGUUCACAUUUCAUCUUAAACUGAAUAUUUAUCUACAUUUCAGGUUAUCCAGACGCUGCAGCUCCAUGGGAGAAUUGUAGCCAUGUUCAGCUUCGAGGGAGAUUUCAAACGGACACGAAACGUGUCUCUCGGCGGGGCGAGUAAAAAGGAGGAAAAAACAUCACUUCUUCAGCGGACCCAGGAGGAAAGACGCAAGCGUGAGGAUGAAAGGAGAAGGUUGAAAAACACAAUAAUCAUCCAGUCCUACAUCCGAGGUUUCCAGGAGAGAAAACGACAGCAUGGCAUCCAGCGAAGCUAUUUUGACUGCUGUGUUUGUGAUGGUCAGCGAUCCUCUGGAUCCACUCUCCCAGACGCUGUUCCACUCAGCCUGCUCAUCCGCCGCCUGCUCUUCUUCUACCGCCACAGUGAGGACACACAGCGGCUGAUCUGGUUGUGUCAGUGCCUCGUGAAGCAUCACGCACAGUUUGUGAAGUUGCUGGUGGGACCUGACAGGAGCACAUGCCUCUUCCAGAUCAAGAGGCUCCUCGGACACUGCUGCAGACUCCUGCAGCUGUGUGGUGAUGACGGUGUAAAUGUUGCCGUCCCCAUGCGCAUGCUGGAGGUGUUCUCCUCUGAGAGGACGUACCUCCCCCCUCUACAGGAUGCUGCCACAGCCGCCGCCCUCACCGAGCAGGUUUUGCACUCUAUGGUUCAGAAAGGUUAUUACAGGACGAUGUAUGUGCUGGCCAAUCACAAGCUCCCGGCCAGUCUGGAUUACAGCGACGCCCCCUCACUUCCUCUCGCACACACACUCCUGGAGCACACACUCAAACCACUGCACUGUACAUACAGCUCCUGUCCUGCAGGCGCCAGGCAGUUAGUGUUCUCGGCCUUUACAGAACACUUGGUCUCUCCCCCAUUCACUGAGCAGAUGUUUCACUUCUUCGUGCCGGCGUUGUCGGACCCCAGACUCGGCUUCCCGUUUCAGGACUUCCUGUACUCCCUGCAGGCCACCGUUUCGUCAUCAGACCACGCCCAGCAACACGCCCCCUGGCUCCUCUACUUCGUGCUUUCACUUGGGGAAACGGGCAUUGGCUCUCUGUCUGAAGAAGGGCUGCUGUUGUAUCUGAGAUCUCUCCAGGCUCUGCUCCCUCUGCUUCCUGUGAGCGAGAGCCACACUAGAGCUGAUGUCAACAGCGACUCGGAGGACGAGGACGCGGUUGACGCUAUGACACACCCACCUUGUGUACAGGACAACAACAGGAUGUCUGUGCAGUUAAUCACACAGCUGUGCGUGCAGAAGUUGGACUCCAAGCAGCAGACUAAUGCUCUUCUCUCCCUGGUGAGGAGGGACUCAGCCAGCGAGGACAUCUUCACCAUGAUGGCGUCCAUCUGCCACACUCUCAUGGUGCAGCACCGCAUGAUGGUGCCCAGAGUCAGGCUCCUGUACAGUUUGGCCUUCAACGCUCGCUUCCUCAGACACGUGUGGCAGCUUAUAUCAUCCAUGAGGACCAAAAUGAUCACAGGGUCUCUGGUGCCGUUGCUGCAGUUGAUGUCCCGUGGUUCUUCCAUGUCGGCGGAGGACUCAAACAGGAUCAUCCCUCUGUUCUACCUGUUCAGCUCUCUGUUCAGCCACUCGCUCAUCUCCAUCCACGACACAGAGUUCUUCGGGGAAGCCCUGGAUGCAAAAAUAACCUGGGCAAAGAGUGAAGGCUACUUAAUAGGUCAGAGACAGGCGUCUAUGAUGCCGUUCUCCCUCCUGGAGUUGGUGACCCUGUCUCGGUGUUUACGGGACGCGUGUUUGGGGAUCAUAAAGCUGGCGCAUCCUGAGACUAAGACUGGCCACAGGGAGGAAUACGCAGCAGCUUUUCGCAGCGUCGGAGUCAAAACCAGCAGCCAAGUGCAGCAGCGCAUCCAGAACCAACAGAAACGCUGGGUCCAGCUCUUCAAGGUGAUCACCAACCUGGUGAAGAUGUUGAAGGCGCGAGACAUCAGGAGGCCGUUCUGCCCUAAAGGUCACUGGCUGUCCAACGAGGUCAACAUCAAGGCUGAUAAGGUGACUCAGCUGUACGUGCCCUCGGCUCAACACGUGUGGAGGACGAGGCGUAUGGGCCGAAUCGGACCGCUCCGGUCCACGCUAGACGUUGGCUUGGAGCCUCCUCCGCUGUCCGUUUCCGAGGAGAGACACCUGGCCAUCCUCACAGAGCUGCCCUUCGUCGUACCCUUCGAGGAGAGAGUUAAGAUCUUCCAUAGGCUGAUCUACGCCGACAAACGAGAGAUACAGGGGGACGGCGCUUUCCUAGACGGCAUCAACGUCACCAUCCGCAGGAACUACAUUUACGAGGACGCCUACGACAAACUGUCCCCGGAGAACGAGCCAGACCUGAAGAAGCGGAUCCGCGUGCACCUGCUGAACGCCCAUGGCCUGGAUGAAGCCGGUAUCGACGGCGGAGGGAUCUUCCGUGAGUUCCUCAGCGAGCUACUCAAGUCAGGCUUUAACCCCAACCAGGGCUUCUUCAGGACCACCAACGAGGGCCUGCUGUACCCGAGCCCCACGGCCGAGAUGCUCAACGGCAAGAGCUUUACGCGCCACUACUACUUCCUGGGACGGAUUUUGGGAAAGGCUCUGUAUGAGAACAUGCUGGUGGAGCUGCCCUUCGCCAGCUUCUUCCUGUCCAAGCUGUUGGGGACCAGUGCUGACGUGGAUAUUCAUCACCUGGCCUCGCUCGACCCCGAGAUGUACCGGAACCUUCUGUUCCUCAAGAGCUACGAGGGAGACGUAGAGGACCUGGGCCUGAACUUCACCGUCCUCAAUAACGACCUGGGAGAGGCUCAGGUGGUUGAGCUGAAGCUGGAUGGGAAGGACAUCCCGGUUACCACGGCGAAUCGCAUCGCCUACAUCCACUUAGUGGCCGAUUACCGUCUGAACAAACAGAUCCGAGCUCAUUGCCUGGCCUUCAGACAGGGUCUCGCUAACGUUCUCAACCUCGAGUGGCUACGCAUGUUCGACCAGCAGGAGAUGCAGGUUUUGAUCUCUGGAGCACACGUGCCUAUCUGUCUGGAUGAUCUGAAGAAAUUCACUAAUUACUCAGGAGGUUACUCUCCCACACACCCCGUCAUUAAGAUCUUCUGGGACGUGGUGGAGAACUUCAGUGACGAGGAGAAACGUAAACUUCUCAAGUUUGUCACCAGCUGCUCACGUCCACCUCUGCUGGGAUUUAAAGACCUCUACCCCGCCUUCUGCAUCCAUAACGGCGGGAACGACCUGGAGCGCCUCCCCUCUGCCAGCACCUGCAUGAACCUCCUGAAGCUGCCGGAGUUCUGCGACCAGCAGCUGAUGAAGAGCAAACUGCUCUACGCCAUCGAGUCGUCCUCAGGCUUCGAGCUCAGCUGAGACGCCACGUCGCCUGGGGCGACCUGUCGAGGGGGCGGGGCGGGGCGGGGGCUUUUUAGGGUUUUUUUGUUGUAUUUAAAAAAAAUUAAUCCUAAACAGGAAGUGGCGGCCGUAGUUCCCGAGACGCCGACGUUCGAAGCACUGCACUUCCAGGAACAAACACGCGAUGCAUAACUCGCCAAAGAAUUCUUCUCGCCUUGCGUAUCUUCGUGGCGCCGCCCUAGAACUUUCAGGAGGGGGCGCUCACGAGAACGAGGAGCUCUGAGAAAAUCGCACCAGUGACUCGGCGCUAUUCCUCCGCUUCAUCAGCCUAGCAUUAGCAGCAGUAUGUCAUGGAUUUCAGCUGUUUUGUUUUGCUUUGUUUGUUCGUUUGCUUGUUUUUUUGUGCUAAAAAAUUAUAAAUUCUUUUCUUUUUUUGGAUGAAAUCGUCCUUCGUGUUCCAAGUUUUGCAGGUUUUACAUUUUUAUUGUCCACCCAGAAGUGCGCUAUCCGCCAUGUAGCCCCCCCUCCCUUUUGGGAACUAGCUUGAGCAUCCACCAGCAUGCUUCAAAAAAAAAAAACCUUAACGUACAGUAUAUCACCAAAAGUAUUUGGACACCCGACCGUAAAACCUGUAUGCGCUUUUAUUUUACGCGUCUCAAAUCCACAUCCCCAUUCGCUCUUGGAAGAUGUUCCAGAUUAUGAGAUCUGACUUUAUUCAGCAUCCGUCUCAUGGAUCCCUAGUUCAAGGGCGUUGAAGGUACUGAUACCGGUGAGGAGGUUUGGACUGCAGUCAGUGUCAAAAGUUCGUCGGUGUUUUAAAUUCAAAAGCAGAUGAUUUUCCACACCUUCCAAGCCUAUGGAAAGCAGAUCUUCAUAAAACUGGCUUGGCGCAUUGGAGGCACUGUCAUGCUGGAACACGGUAUGGAUCGCUUAGAUCAAGCGAAAAGAAAUUCUCAUGCCACCACCAUCUAAAGACAAUCGUGCGCCUCCAGGUUUUUGGGAAGAUUUUGGUGAAGAACCAUCGUUUGUCCCAAUACUUUUGGUCAUAUACUGGAGAUGUAAAUACUGAUUUCUUUUUUUUUUUUUUCGCUCUUACAUUCCUCCCGGGUAAUCCCCCUCCCCCUCUCGCCAUGUAGUGCCUUCUGGGUAACGUCCAGCUCCUGGAUCCCUUCAGGCUCGCAGGAGGUUCAUCUUCAGUUUAGUGUGUUCAUCAAAUAUGUUCAGACGUGUUUGUGGUUGGUCACGAUGAACGUUGAAGCUUUCAAGCACUAAUACUUGUGUGUGUGUGUGUGUGUGUGUGUGUGUGUGUGUGUGUGUAUGCUCAGGGGUGGACAAAUCAGCAGCUCGGGACUGGCAAUAAGAGAGUGUGUUAAACCGUUUAUUCCUAGUUAGUAAGUGAUCAGUAUUUUAUUUUUUAAGAAAAAGGGGAGGAUGAGAAUGAUGUGGAUCAGAUGCAGGAGGAUUAGAAGUAGGAAGAGGAGGAAGAGACUGGACAGGAGGUUUAGGAGGAGGAGAGGAUGAGGAUCAGACUGAGGAGGAUGAAAAGUAGGAGGACAAGAAUGACGAUAUGUAGGAUGAGGAGGAGGAGUUGUUCUUCAUGAUCAUGUUUCUGCUCUGUAUGUCACUCGUUCAGCUUUGGGGUGAAAUAAGUUGAUGAUUUGUCCAGCCCUGGUGGUGACUGUGUAAAUCUCUCUCUCUCGCUCUCUCUCACACACACACACACACACACACACACACACACGUGUUUAUUUUGUGCCCUGAACAAGCAGCACGUGUCCUGAACUCAAACGUGACGCCUGUGCAAUAACGUCCACCAUCGCUGCUUUAUGCUCUCUGGCUCCAGCAUGUGCCUCCUCAGUCCUUCUUCUGUCUAUGAGCAUCUGUCUGUGCGUGCACGUGUGUGUGCACGCGUGCUUGUGUGUGUGUGUGUGUGUGCGCCGUUCUUUCUCGCACAAUGAUAUGGAAAUGCUUCCUUUGUCGUCUUUUCCUUCACCUCUGUACAGCAGGACGAUGUCGCAGCAUCAAUGAUUUAAAAAAAUUAAAGAAAAAGUGCAGAUUCUGCCAUGUGUGCAGUCCUACAGACUCCGGGGGGGGGGGUGAGACUCUGGGUGAGACUGAGGCAUGAGACACCAUGAAGGACCCUGACGUUGUUAUUGUCCUUUCCUAUAAUUAGAGUUGUAUAAUAAUGAGAGUGAAGAUUGUGUAUUGAGCACUGAGGGGUGUGUGUGUGUGUGUGUGUGUGUGUGUGUGUGUUUGUGAGAGAGAAUAUAAAUGAGUGUAUGUACAAAUCAUUAAAUAUGUUUUUGGGAAUUUUA